UGUAUUUUUUGCCGAUGGCCCUAUAUACAAAUAUUUUUGUAAUGACUUGCUUAAGACAUCCUUACGGACACUUAAACUGCUGCUGUAAGCAGACAAAUUGAAGUUUUAAUUACAAAAAGUAGUAAUUAUUGGAAUAAAGUCAUUUCUUGUUCACAGUUCUUUAAAUAUUAAAACUUAACAACUACGCAAGUAGAUGUCAUAGUAUUAUUAUUUCUUCAUAAAUAUUACUCAAGAUUACCUUCUCAUAAACAAUUGAAUCACGCAUAGCAGUAAUAUGGCUGGAAAAAGAGAUAAAGACAGAAGAUUAUCUAAAAGAUCUUUAUUUGGAACGCAAGCGUUUAUCAACAUACAUCGUCAAAAACGUUUUUUUUUAUCUCAAAGAAACAUAGAAACUGUAGAAUCUAGAGGUCAAUCUGGCGGCAGUAAUACAUAUUCAGUUUCGAACUCUGAUACUGACGAUGAUCAAAUUAUAAAAUCAGUUUGUAAAAUGAAGCCAUUGUCCAUUAAGUCACUUUUUUCAUUUGUUUCCAAAGCUAAUAAAUAUAUUUGUUUGAUGUGUCCAGAAAAUGGAAAACUUAUAUGUGGGCCUGAGCCAAAUCUGCGAAAAUAUAUAUUUCAUAUUCAUAAAAAACCGGAGUAUCUUUACGAUUCUCAAAAAAAACAAACUGCUCAAGAUCAAUUCCUCGAAACGCAGAACAGAGAUGAAAUAGAUGAAGCCAUAAUAAAUUGUAUUAUUCAAGAUAGCCGCCCUUUCAACGAUUUUCAUAAACCUGGUAUGCAACUCCUUCUAAACAUUCUUGCUCCGCAUUACAAGCCGCCUCAUCGAAAGACAAUAGCUAAUCAAUUAAGAAAACGGUAUUAUCAAUACAAGAACGAUCUUAAAGCUAAGCUUAAAUUAGUUGUCUACAUAGCACUAGCAACAGAUUUGUGGAAAAAUCGAGUUGGAUUGUAUUGGCUUUGCAUAACAGCGCAUUACUUAACAAAAAAAUUUAAAUACAAAUCAAAAAUAGUUUGUUUUCGUAGGUUUUAUGGAAGGCAAUUAAGUAAUAGACUUACAACAUUUGCGAUGGGAUCUGUUGCUUUACGACUUUCAUGCAUUUGUCAUAAUUUAAAUCUUGUUUUGAACCAUGGAAUCAAAUUGUGGACUAAACCAUCACAUAACUUAUUAGAUAGCACAGCAGAUGUAGAUGAAGAUCUUAUAUAUUACAAUAAUUAUAAUGAAAGCGAUAUCGAAUCAAAUGGAAAUAUUUCAUCUGACAAUCAAGAAGAAAUUGCAUGCACUUAUGAGAAAGAAGACGUUAGCUCAGAUGAUGAAGAAAGUAGCGAGGAGGAGCAGGCGUCAACCAAUGAAUAUCUAGGAUAUUUUGCUCCUGUCAAAAUAAAUAUCAGUUAA
Hydra vulgaris (swiftwater hydra) is the source of this 1393-nucleotide messenger RNA. The record is from RefSeq and is a predicted model, not a curated record. Lineage: Eukaryota; Metazoa; Cnidaria; Hydrozoa; Anthoathecata; Hydridae.